UGCAGUCAGACCAGACAGGCGAGCAUCGCUGAUCGGACCCGAACUAAAGCAGAAAGAAACACCAUCGGUAUCGAAGCUCUCUGCCUCUGUUGUGUGGGCCGCAUUAGCCGAAAAAGCAGAGUCCCUGAUCGCGAGCCGAAUGGCGCGUCCAGCCGUCUGAUCCGAGUCGUUGACCGAAGCAGCAGCGACGCCGAGCGCGUGGCCCUGGCCGCCGUAAUGCACAAGCUGAAGAGCUCGCAGCGCGACAAGGUACGCAAAUUCAUGUCGUUCACGCAGGCCGGUGAGACGACGGCCAUCUACUGCCUCACCCACAAUGAUUGGAAGUUGGCCCAGGCCACGGACAACUACUACCAAAACCCGGACUACUACUGCAAGGAGUCCAAAAUCAGCGUCGAUAAGAGAAAAGUCGAGCACAUUUUCUCCGCCUACCGAGAUCCGACCGAGCAGGAUAAGAUCACGGCGGAGGGCGUGGAACGGUUCCUCAAUGACCUGUGCCUCCCUCCAGAUUCAAUCAAAGUGCUCAUCUUCGCGUGGAAGUGCAAGGCGGCCGUCCAGUGUGAAUUCUCCAGAGACGAGUUUGUCACUGGCUUGAGUGACCUGGGUUGUGACUCGAUGGAGAAGCUGCGGAAUCGCCUCCCGGUCAUGGAGCAGGACAUCAGGGACCCAAACCACUUCAAGGAGCUGUACCAUUUCACCUUCAAUUACGCCAAGAACCCCGGCCAGAAGGGUCUCGACCUGGACAUGGCCAUCGCCUACUGGAACAUAGUGCUAAGGGGCAGGUUCAAGUUCUUGGACAUGUGGUGCCAGUUCCUCCAGGAGCAUCACAAAAGGAGCAUCCCGAAGGACACGUGGUACCUGCUGCUGGACUUUGCCGGCAUGAUCAGCGACGACAUGUCCAACUACGACGAGGAGGGCGCGUGGCCGGUGCUGAUCGACGACUUUGUAGAGUGGGCGCGGCCGCGGCUGCUCAGAUCUCACCUCGGCACGCAGGUCUAGCAGCCAGUGCCGCUCGCCAGUGUGUUUUAAACUCGCGAACCCACAAGAAAGAGACACUCCGACUCAGACGGACACAUGUUUUAUUUCUACAUGGUUUUUUUUUUCAUUUUAUUUUUGUCCAAAAAACGAUGACCCAAUGAAAUUGCUAAAAGUGUGCGCGCUGCCGAUGACAGGGGCGUGAGUGCUUUGCCGCCUGCUUAUUCUUUUUCCCUCAAUUACUCCCAUCAAGUCCCAACUCUAUAGAGAGAUAAAUAAAGACUUCUUAUAAAAUUA
Messenger RNA from Cloeon dipterum, 1269 nucleotides. It is a transcript of the gene SCCRO, whose product is annotated as defective in cullin neddylation 1 domain containing SCCRO. Gene Ontology annotation, cellular component: ubiquitin ligase complex. Gene Ontology annotation, molecular function: ubiquitin-like protein binding; ubiquitin conjugating enzyme binding; cullin family protein binding. NCBI's taxonomy places the organism in Eukaryota, Metazoa, Arthropoda, Insecta, Ephemeroptera, Baetidae. The transcript is spliced from 5 exons. The coding region runs from base 217 to 996 and encodes 259 amino acids. The record is from RefSeq and is a predicted model, not a curated record. Gene Ontology annotation, biological process: protein neddylation.